Molecule: messenger RNA, 1059 nt
Organism: Penicillium angulare
Lineage: Eukaryota; Fungi; Ascomycota; Eurotiomycetes; Eurotiales; Aspergillaceae
Product: alpha-hydroxy acid oxidase
Exons: 7
Coding region: 1-1059 (352 amino acids)
Molecular function (GO): FMN binding; oxidoreductase activity
Source: RefSeq, a predicted model, not a curated record
AUGGGUCGCGAUGACGGCAUACCUGGAAAAGUGGCUAGCUCACAAAGCUACUUCAACGGCGGCUCCAUGGACUGUCUCACGCUCGGGUUCAACGAAAGUUCCUUUGAUCGCUACCUCCUGCGGCCCCGAGUUUUGCGCGAUGUGACGAACGUCGACACGAGCACCACAUUGUGGGGCAAGACGGCCGCACUGCCCCUGGGCGUCGCCCCGACCGCUAUGCAUCGACUGGUCCAUGAAGACGGUGAGAUCGGCACGUCCAAGGCCUGUGCUGCUCGUCGUGUUCCUAUGAUUCUUUCCGCUCUGUCGAACGACACUUUGGAAGAUGUAUCGGCCCAGAGCAGUGAUGGCUCGACACCGUAUGCCAUUCAUGUCAGCCCGUUGAACAAGCGUGAAGUCAUAAGCAGCAUUCUUACGCGGGCUAAAGCUGCCGGGUACAAGGCUGUUAUUCUAACAGCCGAUGCUCCGAUGUAUGGUCGCCGUCUACCGGAUUUACGCAAUCGGUUCAGUAUCCCUCCCGGCCAGACUUUCCCCAAUAUCAGCGCACCAGGCGUGUCGGUCGCUGAUAUUUCAGUUAGUGCCGCUGCUGCUUGGGAAGAGUAUAUUCCUUGGCUCCGAACUCAGACAGACCUAGAGCUUUGGGUGAAAGGAGUAACCUCCAAAGAGGAUGUUACCCUCGCCAUCAAGCACAGAGUGGAUGGUAUCAUAAUCUCCAAUCACGGCGGUAGACAACUAGACUCCACACCCGCCACUAUCGACUGCCUCCGCGACGUGGCGCCCUUGGCUAAGGGUAAAAUCCGUCUCUCCUUGGACGGUGGCAUUCAUCGCGGGUCAGAUAUCUUCAAAGCCAUCGCCCUUGGCGCGGAGUUUGUUUUCGUUGGAAGAAUUGCUAUUUGGGGAUUAGCGUAUAACGGUUCAGACGGUGUGGGACUAGCACUGGAUCUCCUCAUUCAGGAGUUUAAGCUGUGUAUGGGAUUGGCUGGCUGCACUAAGGUAUCAGACAUCAGCCCUGCCCAUCUGUCCAUUUUGCAAAGCAACGGAAUUCUAGGCGAUGUUUAUUAG